AUGAUCGACUCGUACUUUGAUGUGUUGAUUAUUGGAGGCGGAAUCAGCGGUAUCAACGCCGCCUACCGCAUACAAGAGUCGUUGCCAGACGUCAAGUUUACUAUCCUCGAGGCACGCCAUGAACUCGGUGGAACAUGGUCGCAGUUCAGGUAUCCCGGUGUGCGCUCCGACUCGGACCUGCACACGCUAGGCUUCCAAUUCAAUCCCUGGCGCAAAGAGGAGCCCAUUGCAAGAGGAGAGACCAUCAUGGGCUAUCUGAAGGAGACGGUGCAAAAGUUCGACAUUGAUAAGAAGAUCCGGUAUAAGCACAAAGUCUUGGCGGCCGACUGGAGGACUGACGAGCAGCGCUGGAGAGUCGAGGUGGAAGUUGGCAAUGACGUCGGACGAGAGCCCCGGAGAGUCACUUACUGGACCUCAUGGUUAAUCAUGGGUACUGGAUACUAUAACUACGACGAACCUCUAAAGGCAGACAUACCAGGCAUCGACAAUUUCCAGGGACAGAGAAUACACCCACAGUUCUGGCCAGAGAAUCUCAACUACAAGGACAAGAAGGUUGUUAUUAUUGGAUCCGGUGCAACAACUAUUACCCUUUUGCCUGCAUUAGUUGACGGUGGGGCUGCAAGCGUUACACAGCUGCAACGAAGCCCUAGCUACAUUAUGAGCAUAGGUCAAAAGAGGAAAUCGUGGAUUGAGAAGUAUGCUCCCGAGUGGUUUACUCUCCGCUACAAGCGCUUCAUGUUCACGCUCGUCCCCAUCCUCCUCUACAAAUUCUGCAUGUGGUUCCCAUCCACCGCUGGAAAUUUCAUCAUCAAACAAGCAGCCCGCCAGCUCCCACCCGACUUCCCCAUCGACCCACACUUCAAGCCUAGCUACGGGCCCUGGCAACAGCGCAUGUGUCUCUGCCCUGACGGCGACUAUUUCAAAGCCUUCCGCUCCGGCAAAGCCCACAUCGUAACCGACACCAUCAAGACCGUCACCGCCACCGGCAUCGAGCUCAACAACGGCGCAAGCCUCGACGCAGACAUCAUCAUCACCGCCACAGGUCUCAACCUCAACUUCCUCGGCGGCAUGCAAACAACCGUCGACGGCGAACACGUCGAUCUCGGCGCCCAAUACAUGUGGCGCGCAAGCCUAUUCACCUCCCUCCCCAACUUCGGCAACAUCAUCGGCUACUGGAACGCCUCCUGGACCCUCGGCUCAGACGCCGCAUCGCGCCUCUACGUUCGCCUCAUUAGGCACCAGCGCGAUAACGGAUACACCAGCGUUGUGCCCGUCAUCACCGACGCAGAGAAGGAGAAGUCCAUGUCCGCCUCGCCGCUUAACAGCACGUAUAUCCAGGCCAACGCGAGAAAGAUGCCCCAGUGUGCGAAUACGGGGCCCUGGAAACCAAGGGAUAACUACUAUGUGGAUAACUGGGAUGCGAGAAUGGGCAGUUUGACUGACGGUCUGAAAUGGAACAAGGUUGCUGUGCAGUAG
This is a messenger RNA of Bipolaris zeicola 26-R-13, 1476 nucleotides long. RefSeq lists its product as uncharacterized. The record is from RefSeq and is a predicted model, not a curated record. Gene Ontology annotation, molecular function: flavin adenine dinucleotide binding; N,N-dimethylaniline monooxygenase activity; NADP binding. The transcript is spliced from 2 exons. Lineage: Eukaryota; Fungi; Ascomycota; Dothideomycetes; Pleosporales; Pleosporaceae. Bases 1 to 1476 code for a protein of 491 amino acids.